Condylura cristata (star-nosed mole) is the source of this 1997-nucleotide messenger RNA. RefSeq names its product guanylate cyclase soluble subunit beta-2-like. Gene Ontology annotation, biological process: response to oxygen levels; cGMP biosynthetic process. Gene Ontology annotation, cellular component: guanylate cyclase complex, soluble. Bases 54 to 1886 code for a protein of 610 amino acids. Gene Ontology annotation, molecular function: guanylate cyclase activity; heme binding. The transcript is spliced from 13 exons. The record is from RefSeq and is a predicted model, not a curated record. NCBI's taxonomy places the organism in Eukaryota, Metazoa, Chordata, Mammalia, Eulipotyphla, Talpidae.
CUUAACCUGAAAAUCCAUUUCCUCCUCUUUAAAAUGGACAUAAUUCUUACCACAUGCCAUUGGUUAGGAGGGAGAUGAAUGCACCAUCGUUUCGCGUGGAGAGAGAUGCAGACGGGAGGAUGCUUCUUCAUUAUUACUCUGAUAGAAGUGGUCUGUGCCACAUUGUGCCAGGUAUCAUUGAGGCUGUGGCCAAAGACUUCUUUGACAUCGAUGUGACCAUGGAUAUCCUUGACAUGAACAAGGAGGAGGAGAGGACAGGCAAGAAGGAGCAUGUCGUGUUUCUGGUGGUAGAGAAACCUCACAGACAGAUGAGAAAGGCAAAGCCACAGAAGUUACAGGAUGGAGAGGACAUCCAGCGAGACCAAGAGGCCCUGGAUGCAGCUUUCCUGAGAAUGAAGGAGAAAUACUUGAGUGUCUCUGUUUGUCCUGUGAAGAAAUCCCACUGGGAAAUUGUGAGAAGUAUAGUCAUGUUCGGAAAAGGCUAUCUCAUGAACACCUUCACGCCGAUUUAUCCUGAGAGGCUCUGGAUAGAAGAGAAGACAUUCUGCAAUGCUUUUCCUUUCCACAUUGUAUUUGAUGAAUCACUUAGGGUCAAGCAAGCUGGAGUGAAUAUUCAGAAGUAUGUCCCAGGACUCCAAACCCGGAAGAUUCAAUUAGAUGAGUAUUUCUCCAUCAUUCACCCCCAAGUUACAUUCAACAUUUUCAGCAUCUGCAAGUUUAUCAACAGUCAGUUUGUCCUGAAGGCACGAAGAGAAAUGAUGCCCGAAGUGUGGAAGAGUCAGCCCACGCUCAAACUUCGAGGCCAGAUGAUCUGGAUGGAGUCCAUGCGGUGCAUGAUAUACAUGUGCUCCCCAAAGCUCCGCAGCCUGCAAGAGCUGGAAGAACGGAAGAUGCAUCUUUCUGAUAUCGCCCCCCAUGACACCACGCGGGAUCUCAUCCUCUUAAACCAGCAGCGAUUGGCUGAGAUCGAGUUGUCCAACCAGCUCGAGAGGAAGAAGGAGGAGCUGCGUAUCCUCUCCAAGCACUUAGCCAUAGAAAAGAAGAAAACAGAGACCUUGCUUUAUGCCAUGCUGCCUGAGCACGUGGCCAACCAGUUAAAGGAGGGCAAAAAGGUCGCCGCAGGAGAAUUUAAAACCUGCACAAUCCUUUUCAGUGACGUGGUGACAUUUACUAACAUCUGUGCUGCCUGCGAACCUAUCCAAAUAGUGAAUAUGCUAAAUUCUAUGUAUUCCAAGUUUGACAGAUUAACCAAUGUCCAUGAUGUCUACAAAGUGGAAACAAUAGGAGACGCUUACAUGGUGGUGGGGGGCGUGCCAGUUCCUAUUGGAAGUCACGCUCAAAGAGUGGCUAAUUUUGCGUUGGGGAUGAGACUUUCUGCAAAAGAAGUGAUGAAUCCUGUUACUGGAGAGCCCAUUCAGAACCUGAAUGCCUCAGAUGAUGAGAUCAUGGGCAGACCUCCGCUGGGCCGCCAGGGUAAGCUCGAAAGAGGAGCUGUUGCCCUGGAGAAUCAAGGGUUUGAGAUCAUCGAGAGGGGUGAAAUUGAAGUGAAAGGUAAAGGAAAAAUGACCACAUACUUUCUGAUUCAGAACCUGAAUGCCUCAGAUGAUGAGAUCAUGGGCAGACCUCCACUGGGCCGCCAGGAGGCCAGUGCUCAGGGAAACCAUGGUAGCAAAACUGUUGCCAUCUUCAGGUACACAGACAACCAGGAGCUGCGUCCCCCCAAGAAAGACACAGCAAAAGUUCCUGAGGAGCCGACACCUGAAGGAAGUGUGGUGGUAGGACUGUACUCCACGGAGGCAGCAGAUGGACAGCCGUCUUCGGAUCAGACAAAGACACACCCCUUUCCUAGUGACUCUGUGCCUUCUGGUUUCUGUGCUUUGUUGUGACGACGGGAGACUAAAUCCCAUGGCUUCAUUUUCCUCCUACCCUGCAUAUAGCAGCAAAGAAAAGUAAUGUUUUUUCAUUUCUCAGCUCAAAACUUCACAACUGCAUCCUUU